GUCGUUACAGAAGGUCUCUCCCUCCAUCGCUCUUUCUCUCCCCCUCGCUCGCUCCUCGGCAGACACGUGACGCCCCUGUGCACACCACAGCUAUAUGUACUGAUGGUAUAGGCUGAGCUGAAGCAGCAUCACUGCGUAUCCGCUAACUGCUCAAGUUAAAACCGCGAGCGGAUGUCACAGACUCGGCCCCCUUUUCUCUUUCUCUCCCUCGGUUUCUUUUUUGUUCGGUUAAACAAUAGCGGGUGCGCGCGACACACACACACGGGGCGAGAGUGAGAGAGCGAGAGCGAGCGAGCGAGAGGAGAGAAGAAGAAAAGAGAGAGAGCGAGCGAGCGAGUGAGCGAGAGAGAGAGACAGGGGAGCGGGAGGGUGGGUGUCACAGGCGCACUGAACCUGCUGCUUUCAUGCCGUCAGUCUUACGGACUCUGAAAUGGACGUGAGGUUUUAUCCCGCAGCCCCGGCGAGCGUGGGUUCUUUGGCGGCGGAUCCUGCUUGCUUGAGCCCCUUGGACUAUUACCACUGCAAUAAGUUUGAUGGUGACAACAUGUACAUGAGUGAGAGUAACCAGGAGUUUCUUGCCACUAAUCAGAAUUACUCCGGCCAAGGAGGAGGAGGAGGCGGCGGCGGCGGAGGAGGUGGUGGCGGCGGUGGAGACGAAGAUUACGAUAUUCCACCCAUAACUCCACCCAACCUUCCAGAUCCUUCUCUCCUGCACUUGAUGGACCCCGAGUCAGGAUACCACUCACUGUGUCACUCGCUGCAGCCCAACACGCUGAUCAGCCACUACUCGUACCCGGAGCUGCCGGCCAUCAUGAUGUCCAACAUGCUAGGACAGGACGGACAUCUGCUCUCGGCCCAGAUGCCACCGAUGCAGGAGAUGGCCCACCCAGACGGCUCCCGUUUCGACCCGAGUCAGCAGCUCCCUCUGAUUGGCAGGUCUCGGGGGAUUCUGUCGCACCACAUGGCCGCUAUGAGCCAAUCCCAGCUGAACUCUCAGGUCGGCCUCCGCAGCGCUGCUGCCCAGGGUUCCCCCUCACCUCCAGGAAGUAAGUCGGCUACGCCGUCUCCCUCCAGCUCUGCCCAGGAAGAGGAGGCCGACUGCCACCCCAAGGUACCGAUGAGUGGCGAGAAGAGGCCGUCCUCAGACAUGGCCAAGAAACCAAAGCCACAGAAGAAGAAGAAGAAGAAGGACCCAAACGAGCCCCAGAAGCCGGUAUCGGCAUACGCACUUUUCUUCAGGGAUACGCAAGCGGCGAUCAAAGGUCAAAACCCCAACGCCACUUUCGGAGACGUCUCUAAGAUCGUGGCCUCCAUGUGGGACAGCCUGGGAGAGGAGCAGAAGCAGGCAUACAAGAGGAAAACAGAAGCUGCCAAGAAGGAGUAUUUGAAAGCCCUGGCAGCGUACAGAGCCAGCCUGGUUUCCAAGAGCUAUAGUGACCAGGUGGAGGGGAAAAAUGUCCCAACAAGCCAACCUUCACACAUGAUGCCACCAAAACAACCUUUGUACAGCGUGCCACCGCAGACCCCCUCGACGUAUCUAAACCCAGGCUCAUUCCCCCUGACGGAUCUGCAGAGCUAUACUGGCGCGACCCAUCACAGCCUUUCCAGAAGUCUCAGCCAAUCACAGAUGUUGCCCAGCAUUAGUGCCUCGCCCCCGUCAUCCUUUCAGAUUAGCCCACCUCUGCACCAACAGCUGUCUCUGCACCAGAGCUCACUUCUUGGACAGCCAAUUCACAUGCAGCAGGUCCAGUCUCAGUCGAUCAUCUCUCAUCAGAUGGGUCUACCAACUUCACUUCAUUCACCUCCUCCUGGACAGCAGGGCUUUCCUCACAUUCAGGCGGAGUAUCAGAAUAAUGUGGGCUCACAGUCACCAGGAUCAAGCAACCCUGCUGUUGGUCAGAAUCCUGACUGGGACAGUGAGUACUGCAAUCGAGAGUGUGGCGUGAACCACUGCAGUAUGAUACCAAGAGACAAGUCACUCUACCUCACUUGAAGAGUAAAGUCCACUGGCAAACUGGGACACCUGGGAACUCCUGCGUUAUAACUGUUUUGUUUUUUUGUUUUUUUUUGAAGGAUUUCACGCAAGUCCUAAAGACUACUAGUGAGCUUCUUGCCAAGCACUUAGAGUCACAGGCCUCUAUGGACGCCUGCAGAGCACCCACCCCCCUACCUACCCACCCCCCUUCUUCUUCUUCUUGGCCGUUUUCUUUAAAUUACUUUUUAAAGAGCCAUUCAGCUUUAAUAUACGAACACAAACAGUGCAGUCAAGUUUUUCAGAUUCUCGAUUUUUUACUUUCUUUUUUCUUUUCUUUUUUUUUUUUUUUUAAAGCUUUCCAGCAGCUCUCCAUCUUGGACUUUCUGAAUUGCUCGCAGAUUCAAAGGAGGCUUCAGUCUCACAGACUGUACUGUGCAAGAGAGCGUAGAAGUGUGGGCGGUAGGGGCUCGAAAGACUAAACCUGUGCCCAAUGAAGGAAAUAAAACAAAAAGAACUUUUGAAUCAUACACAGGCAACCUGUCGAGGUUUAAUGGAUCUGUCACAGUGUGAUUGUAAAUAUCACUUUAUCGAAUUUAACUUGGGGAUUCAAGUCCACCUCGUUCAUUGGCUACCAGCUUGGUCCUGCCUCAGCCAAUCAGGAGUCUGCAUAUUCUGUCCUGUCCCAUAAGUUCAUAAGACCACUGCAUGC
Messenger RNA from Erpetoichthys calabaricus (reedfish), 2684 nucleotides. RefSeq names its product TOX high mobility group box family member 2 (gene tox2). Gene Ontology annotation, biological process: regulation of transcription by RNA polymerase II. Gene Ontology annotation, molecular function: chromatin DNA binding. Gene Ontology annotation, cellular component: nucleus. NCBI's taxonomy places the organism in Eukaryota, Metazoa, Chordata, Cladistia, Polypteriformes, Polypteridae. The record is from RefSeq and is a predicted model, not a curated record. The transcript has 9 exons. The coding region runs from base 431 to 1993 and encodes 520 amino acids.